AUGGAAGAUCAUGUUGCUGAUAAAGGAUGGGAAGCUAUCCGUCAAGUGGCUGAAGCUGCUUUAAAUGAUCCAAAAUUGUAUAUUGAUACAAUAUUAAAAGUUCAUCAAAAACAUUAUAAUCUUGUAUUAUCCGCCUUCGCUUGGGAUCCUGCAUUUUCACGUGCCUUAGAUAAAGGAUGUGAACGUUUUAUAAAUCGUAAUGCUGUCACUGAAUUAGCUGGAAAUCAAAGAAAAUCCCCUGAACUUUUAGCUAAAUAUGCAGAUUUCUUAUUAAAGAAAAGUGCGAAAGAUAUUCAAUUGGAUGAUUUAGAAGAAACACUUGGACAAGUAAUGAAUGUGUUCCGCUAUAUUGAAGAUAAAGAUGUCUUUCAAAAAUUCUAUAGUAAAACACUGGCUCGCCGUUUAGUUUAUAAUCAAUCUGUAUCCGAGGAUGCUGAAGCUUCUAUGAUUUCCAAAUUAAAAGAAGCUUGCGGUUUUGAAUACACCGCGAAAUUACAACGGAUGUUUCAAGAUGUUAAUGCUACUAGAGAAUUGAAUGCGAAAUUUUCAGAUUAUUUACAAAAGCAAGAAGAAGCCAAUGGAAGCACAAUUAAAGGAACUGAUUUUAAUAUCAUGAUUCUUAGUUCAAACGCAUGGCCAUUUCAAGCUCAAGGACCUUUUUCUAUUCCUCCUGAAUUGGAACAAUGUCACAAUACAUUUCUUGCUUUUUAUCAAGAACAUCAUACUGGUCGUAAAUUGACAUGGUGUUAUCAUUUAUCACGUGGUGAAGUUGUGACUAACUAUACUAAAACUAGAUAUAUAUUUCAAGUUUCAACGUACCAGAUGUCUGUUUUAAUGUUGUAUAAUUCAUCAUUAGUGUACACGGUGUCAGCUAUUCAACUACAAACUGGUAUUGAAGAAGCUACAUUAUUACAAAUUCUACAGAUUUUACUUAAAGCUAAAGUAUUGAAAAUUGUAUCCGAUCCAAAAUGUGAAAUAGAUCAAUCAACUGUAAUCAGUGAUGAUUCGAACGAAUCAAAUUUAUCACCGGAUACACACUUGGCGCUAUAUACAGAUUAUAAAAAUAAACGCGUUCGAGUUUAUUUAAAUGUUCCUUUGAAAAGUGAGACGAAACAAGAAAUUGAACAGACUUUAGGGAAUGUAGAAUCUGAUCGAAAAUUAAUUGUUCAGGCUUGUAUAGUACGUAUUAUGAAGACUAGAAAAGUAAUGAAACACCAUCAAUUGAUCUCGGAAGUUGUUACACAAUUAACACCUCGAUUUAAACCCACUGUAUUAUUAAUUAAACGAUGUAUUACCGCUCUCAUUGAAAGAGAAUAUAUUAAGCGAGAUAACAAUGAACGAGAUGCUUAUGAAUAUUUGGCUUAA
Schistosoma mattheei is the source of this 1365-nucleotide messenger RNA. Lineage: Eukaryota; Metazoa; Platyhelminthes; Trematoda; Strigeidida; Schistosomatidae. The record is from the annotation of a GenBank genome assembly.